Molecule: messenger RNA, 1250 nt
Organism: Cladophialophora immunda
Lineage: Eukaryota; Fungi; Ascomycota; Eurotiomycetes; Chaetothyriales; Herpotrichiellaceae
Exons: 4
Coding region: 76-522 (148 amino acids)
Biological process (GO): ribosomal large subunit biogenesis; translation
Cellular component (GO): cytosolic large ribosomal subunit; ribosome
Molecular function (GO): structural constituent of ribosome; RNA binding
Source: RefSeq, a predicted model, not a curated record
AAGGUCUCCGAAUUGACUGUCGAGGCGACAACAUUAUUCCCCUCAUUACAUUUUUCUCCUCUACUUACCGGCAAGAUGUCCGCCAUCGAUAUCAAGCCAGCCGGGUGGAAGUUGGUCGAGGUCGGCCGAGUGGUCACCCUCCGCUCAGGGCCGUUCGAGGGCAAGCUGGCCACCGUGGUUGAGAUAAUAGAUCCCGGCAGAAUCUUGGUCGACGGCCCCUCGACGAAAGACGAUGCGGUUGUCCCCCGACAGGCCAUCGCCACCAGCACCGUCUCCCUCACACCCUGGGUCAUCCCCGGUCUACCAAAAGCCGCCGGCACUGGUGCCGUGAAGAAGAAGUGGGAGAGCUACGAGGUCGACAAGAAGUGGGCCGAGUCGUCGUGGGCGAAGAAGAGGGAACAGCAGGACAGGAGGCGGAACCUGACCGACUUUGAGCGAUUCAAGGUGAUGAGGUUGAAGAAGCAGGCACGAUUUGAGGUUCUGAAAGCACAGGCAAAGGUUCGGGCAGCGGCAAAGGCAUAAAUUCCGGCACGGAUACGGCGUCACAAUCCAAACUCACAAAUUUCCCAAGAUGAGCAGAGAUAUGCGCGCUUCAGCAUGUCGAGGGUGGGCACCACUGUCGGUUCGAUUGACGAAAUGAAAAAAACAAUUCCGCGGCUGUGGCUUUUUCUUUACUCUCCGCCCGCGUGGGAAUUUCUGCAGAGCAUGAUUUUCAAUCAAUUCAUGAAAUGCGAUCAACACAUUCAGACCAAAAAUCAAUGUGGGAUCUGCACCGAGUGAGGCGUUGUCCGGCCUUUCCACGAUAGCGUCUUGCACCGAUACCUGUCCGCUCCGUAACGAGCAGGAUGUAUCUGAGAAUCUUAGACUGCGAGGCUCUGCAUGUUCAUCUGAAGCGCACUUUUCCAACGCGGACCGUGAUUCUACUGCUUUGUCUCGGUCACCCGAUGACACGGCGCACAACCUCUGCACAACAUCCUCGACUAUUAGCCUGGGUAUCGUGUAUCUCUUGACGCCAUUGUUUUCUCAAUGCUCAAGAUCGAUAUACAUCCCAGCAAGUUGUGCCGAACCUCCCCUGCAACCCAACACCUUCCGUCCCCUAUCCCUUCUGUGACCUUUCGAGGUUUGGACGGACUGGUUCCGUCUUGCGCCAAACUCAUAGGAAAACUGUCCCUACCAACUCCCGGAAUUUGCACACGAGCUCUUCAUCCCCGACGCCACGUGUUCCGCGCCAAAAUAAAGGGGCAGGUUAU